AUGGACAUAAACAUGACCCGUCCGGACAACGCCACCCUCCUCAUGCUGAAGAACCCGGCCAUCGCGGUCGUCCUGCCCGUGGUGUACUCCCUGGUCGCGCUCAUCAGCAUCCCGGGAAACUCCUUCUCGCUCUGGGUGCUCUGCCGCCACAUCGGCCCCAAGUCCCCGUCCGUCAUCUUCAUGAUCAACCUGAGCGUCACGGACCUGGCGCUGGCCUGUGUCCUCCCCUUCCAGAUCUACUACCACUGCAACGGGAACCACUGGGUGUUCGGGCGCAGCCUGUGCACCCUCGUGACCCUGGUCUUCUACGCCAACAUGUACUCGUCCAUCCUCACCAUGACCUGCAUCAGCGUGGACCGCUUCUUGGGCGUCGUGUACCCGCUGGCCUCCGCGCGCUGGCGGCGGCGGCGCUACGCCGUGGCCGCCUGCGUGGCCAUGUGGGUGCUCCUCCUGGUCGCCCUGUCCCCGCUGGCCCGGACGGACCUCACGUACACCGUGAAGGAGCUGGGCAUCGUCACCUGCUUUGACGUCCUCAAGUCCACCAUGCUGCCCAGCGUGGCCAUGUGGGCCAUGUUCCUCUUCACGCUCUUCAUCGUCCUGUUCCUCAUCCCGUUCGUGGUCACCGUGGCCUGCUACACGGCCACCAUCCUGAAGCUGCUGCGCACCCCGCACUCGGAGUGCCCGGGCCAGGGCCAGCGGCGCCGCGCCGUGGGCCUGGCGGCCGUGGUCCUCCUGGCCUUCGUCACCUGCUUCGCGCCCAACAACUUCGUGCUCCUGGCGCACAUGGUCGGCCGCCUGUUCGUGGGCACCAGCUACUACCACGUGUACAAGCUCACGCUGUGCCUCAGCUGCGUCAACAACUGCCUGGACCCCUUCGUGUACUACUUCGCCUCCCGCGAGUUCCAGCUGCGGCUGCGGCACUACCUCCGCGCGGGGCGGCCGCGGCCCAGCGCCCUGGACGCGCCCCGGAGCAGCCUGUUCUCGGCCCGCACGCUGCUGGCGCCCUCCGUGUCCAGCGGCCACGCCGACGGGCUGGAGGCGGCCGCCCGGCCCUUCCUGCAGAGGCAGGAGAGCGUGUUCUGA
This is a messenger RNA of Molossus molossus (Pallas's mastiff bat), 1083 nucleotides long. It is a transcript of the gene P2RY8, whose product is annotated as P2Y receptor family member 8. Gene Ontology annotation, cellular component: membrane. The transcript has a single exon. Gene Ontology annotation, biological process: phospholipase C-activating G protein-coupled receptor signaling pathway; positive regulation of Rho protein signal transduction. Bases 1 to 1083 code for a protein of 360 amino acids. The record is from RefSeq and is a predicted model, not a curated record. NCBI's taxonomy places the organism in Eukaryota, Metazoa, Chordata, Mammalia, Chiroptera, Molossidae. Gene Ontology annotation, molecular function: G protein-coupled purinergic nucleotide receptor activity.